UUUAUUUCUCCACGGCAGCAUGACAGAGCCAGUUUAUAUUAACGCCAGUGUGAGAGCAAGCAUGUGAAGCGAUCAGCCGGUUCUUCCGUUUCAGAGGACUUCCGUGUUUACAUGUCUGCAGCAGGCACUGAUCCCUCAUGGCUUUCAUUACGAAGAAGGAUCGCAGCAAAGAACGAUUUUCGUUGCUGCUGCUGGAUCUGGAGGAACAUUAUUUUGAACAGCACACUGCAUAUAAUCUGACUGGAAGAGGUCCAGAGGCAAACAGACGAACUAGUGGCUCGCUAAAAAUCUGUUCCAAAUCAAUCAUUUUUGAACCUGAUGAUGCUGUUAAGCCUAUUUUAAAGAUUCUUCUGAAAGACUGCAAAGGAAUAGGAGCAGUGGAGGAAACGGGCCACAACCCAUUUAUAGAAAGUAAACCUGCCUGUAUUCUUAUAGAAACCAAGCAGAUUUAUCUAAUUAAAGAAGAAAAUGUGGUUGCUCCAUAUAAAUAUGAAAGGGGAGAGAAAAAGGUCACAUUCCAAUUGGAGGUGCCUGGAAAAACAGAGGAUGUUGUUCAGAUGUUAUUACAGUUACACAGAGCAUCCUGUCUGGAUAAGCAGGGUGACCAGACAGCAAUGGUUGCAGCUAUACUGCAGUCCAGGUUAGCAAGAACAUGUUUUGAUAAAAACAGUUUUCAGCAUGUAACAGAAAACCCACACAUGGAGUGUGUGGCAGAAAUGGUUUCUCCUUUGGUGACAAACGCUGGUCACGUUUGCAUCACUGAUUGCAAUCUUUACUUCCAGCCUAUGAACAGCUAUCCUGAUUUAGUGGUGCAGAUUGGGUUACAUAGUGUAAGACGCAUCUACAAACGGAGACAUGGGUUGAGACCUUUGGGCCUUGAGGUGUUCUGCACAGAGAAUGAUCUGUGCUCGGAUAUCUACCUGAUGUUCUACAGUACUAAAGAAAGAGAUGAGCUUUACUACUACAUUGCAACUUUCCUUGAAAACCAUAUAGCGGAGUGCACAGCGGAGAGCUACAUGCUGCAGUGGCAGAGAGGUCACAUCUCCAACUAUCAGUACCUACUUCAUCUAAACAAUUUAGCAGACCGCAGUGUGAAUGACCUAUCCCAGUAUCCAGUGUUCCCCUGGGUCAUCAGUGACUACAGCAGCACACAGAUGGAUUUGCUGAACCCUGCUUCAUUUCGAGAUCUCCGUAAACCAAUUGGAGCUUUGAACACAGAGAGACUGGAGAGAUUACUGGAACGCUACAGAGACAUGCCUGAGCCUCGUUUUAUGUAUGGCAGUCAUUAUUCAUCACCUGGAUAUGUGCUUUUCUACCUUGUCAGAGUUGCUCCAGAGCACAUGCUUUGUCUACAGAAUGGACGAUUUGAUCAGGCAGACAGAAUGUUCAACAGUGUUGGUGAGACUUGGAAGAAUUGUUUAGAGGGAGGCACAGAUUUCAAAGAGCUGAUUCCUGAGUUCUAUGGAAGUGAUAGCAGCUUUCUGAAGAAUCUGCUUGGUUUGAAUCUGGGCAGGAGGCAGGGAGGAGGCAGAGUUGAAAAUGUUGAACUUCCUUCUUGGGCAUCAGAUCCAGAUGACUUCUUGGAGAAAAUGCGUUUAGCACUGGAGAGUCAGUAUGUGUCUGAACACCUGCACGAGUGGAUUGAUCUGAUUUUUGGCUACAAACAGAGGGGAAGUGAAGCUGUGGCUGCCCAUAAUGUUUUCCAUCCAUUAACAUAUGAGGGAGGAGUUGACUGCGAUAGUAUUGAGGACCCAGAUCAGAAAAUAGCCAUGCUAACUCAGAUAUUGGAGUUUGGACAAACGCCACGACAACUCUUUGUAACUCAUCAUCCUCAGAGGAUCACUCCACGCUUCCACAACCUGUCAGCAACCCCCAGCCUCAGCAGCAGUGAGCUCUCACCAUCAUCUCCAAGUAUGGAAUCAUUUGAGGACCUGACUGAGGAGAGUAAGAAAAUGGCCUGGAGCAACAUGAACAAACUUGCAUUGCAGUCUCGCCACAAAAUACACAAAGAAGCAGUAACAGGCGUUACUGUGACCCUCAGUGGGGAUUCCAUCUUCUCAACUUCUCAAGACUCCACAUUGAAGAUGUUCUCGAAAGAAAAUGGACUGCAAAGAAGUAUGUCCUUCUCGAACAUGGCACUGUCCUCCUGUCUGAUGCUGCCUGAUGAUAAGAUUGUUGUGUGCUCCUCCUGGGACAACAACGUAUAUUUUUACUCAAUAGCAUAUGGAAGAAGACAAGACACUUUGAUGGGUCAUGAUGAUGCAGUUAGUCAUAUUUGCUGGAGGGAUGACAAACUUUACACAGCAUCUUGGGAUUCUACUGUGAAGAUUUGGAAAUGUGUAGCAGAUGACAUCUCCAGUAAUAAAAGGACUCAGUUUGACCUGCUUGCUGAAUUUGAACAUGAGGCCGGGGUUAAUACUUUAGAUCUCAGCCCAGCUGGCACACUUUUGGCAACGGGUACUAAAGAAGGAACACUUACUCUUUGGGACAUUGCCAACCCUCUCCCACUAAAUCAACUGACCUGCCAUUCUGGAAAGAUUCAUCAGGUGGCCUUCAGUCCUGACAGCAGACAUGUACUGAGUGUUGGGGAGGACUCGUGUUUGGUGGUUACAGAUGUGCAGACAGGCAUGCUCCUCGCUACUGUACAUGCAGAGCAAGAGCAGAGGUGUUUCUGCUGGGAUGGUAACACUGUGUUGUCUGGAGGGAUGUCAGGAGAUCUCAGUGUAUGGGACCUCCUUAGCAGUAAAGUCAUCCACAAGAUACCUGCUCACUCAGGUGCAGUCACGUGUAUGUGGAUGAAUGAACAAUGCAGUACUAUCAUCACAGGUGGUGUGGACAAACAGAUCAUUCUUUGGAAACCGGAGUAUUAACAGUAAUACUUCAAUAAUGUUCGAUAAAACAAUUCAGCCAUUUUUCAGACCGUUCGGACCAAGGUCCAUUUUCACCAUUUGAUUUCAUGGGACAAUUUGAACAGUACAAUCCUCUAAAAUAGAAAUCUUGACAAUGUGUUUGAUAUAUUUGGUCAAAGUUUUAUGAUAAAGUUGGUUAGACAGAUUGCAGGGUUUUAAAAACUGUAAGCACCGUGUAGUUUUACAUUAUUAUUUAGCGUUUUUUUGUUUUGUUUUUUGUUUUGUUUUUUAAGAUCUGAAAGCUAGCUCUGUUUGGUAACUGGAAUGUUACCAAAAGAUAUGGAUGUCCUAUUUGGCUCAGUGAUUUUUUUCUUUUCUUUUAAUAUUAUACAUGUAUAACAUUUGGCAUGUCAAAUCUCUUUCAAAACAUGCAUAAAAACAGCAACAAUUCAUAUGAUUUAUAAAAGACAAUCAGUUAUUAUGAUUGUCAUUAUUAUUAUUAUUGCUUUUGAUAAAUGUAACCGCCAAAUCAUACUUAUUAAAAAUCAUAAUACAUCAUGCUUGCAAAUUUUACAAAAUUCUGAGAUCAACUCUUGACACCUUUAUUAUAGGUGACUGAGGAAUGUUCAGAAGUAUUAAGUAGUUAUAUAUAGUAUAUGUUUGAUGUACUGAAGGUUUGCUGCAGUCUUUUUGAGCGAUAAAUAUUUGAUGGGGCUCUUUUUUUUUUAUGUGCCUUAGUUUUUAAUGGUUUGAACUUGAGCGUUACUUUUAAUGCCCACUCUUUAAAUAUGCUUGCAUCUUCAGCUAAAAUAUAUACAUAAAAGUGAUUACAUAUAAAUUAUGUUUGACAAUAUAUUUAAGUGAAAGUUAGAGUAAAACAUUCUGCAAUAUAAUAAACUAUAGCGUUACGUCUUAACAGGUUAUGGAUGCAUACAAAUUUUAUAUUUCAUACACUUAUUUAUGUUACAACGCCUUGAAAAAAUUCUCUUCAGUGAAGAACAAAAAAAAAUAUAGAAAUUAAAUCAGUAUCACAAGAUUAUGCAAUAUUAUGUAAACCCUCAAUGAGCUCACAAGUUAUUAAAGGGAUAGUUCUGUCAAAAAUGUAAACUGUCAUCCCCCAUGUUUUUCCAAACAUGUAUAACUUUCUUUAUGCUUUGGAGCACAAAUGAAGAUAUUUUGGUAAAAUCUUAACUUUUUUUUCUACAUACUGUACAAAGAAAUUAAAUGGGGUCAAAUGUUCUUUGGCUCCAGUGUUGUAGAAAAUAUCUUCUUUUGUGUUCUGUGAAGAAAGAAAUGAAGAAAUGCAUGUGGAACCACAAGAGGGUGAGUAAAUUAUAACAGAAUUUUCAUUUUUGGGUGAAUAAUUCUUUUAACUACAAAAAGUGGCAUUUUAUGUGUGGACUACAUGUUUUAGUAUAUUAGGUUUAUGUAUUGGACUCAUUUUCUGUUCUGUAUGUUUUGGGUUUUAAUGUUUUUUUUUUUUUCACUAUGUAAUGUAUUGCCUCUUGGGAGAAAACUCCUGGAAUUCCAAAAUGUCUUUACAAAUGCACAAAUGUUGUUUGUUUGUUUGUUUCUCUGUUUAUGUUAUACUGGACAGUUAUUUCUUUUAAAAGCUUUCUUCUUUGUUUUUUGUAAUAAAUAGUAACAUGACUAAAUACACAGAUGCAGAUUAAAA
This is a messenger RNA of Sinocyclocheilus rhinocerous, 4524 nucleotides long. RefSeq names its product neutral sphingomyelinase (N-SMase) activation associated factor (gene nsmaf). The transcript has 31 exons. The coding region runs from base 138 to 2870 and encodes 910 amino acids. NCBI's taxonomy places the organism in Eukaryota, Metazoa, Chordata, Actinopteri, Cypriniformes, Cyprinidae. Gene Ontology annotation, molecular function: protein binding. The record is from RefSeq and is a predicted model, not a curated record.